GAAAGAUGGACGCGGCCUGAUCCCGGCGGAGCCAAGGGGUGUGUGGGGUGUCCGGGGAGCGAGCCGGCCCGUCCGACCGCCAGCCGCGCGGGGAGGGGAGCGACAGCCGCUGCCCCUCACCCCCUCCCACGGGAGCAGGAGCCAGUGCUCUAAUCUACCUUGUUUAAAGGAAAAGAGCAUCGGUUUGGCUCAUUCUGGCAACCUUCAAGUUCCAAAGGCUUCUGUUGAAGGAAUGAAGCUUUAAAAAGGAAUUUACAAAAUAAGAAAAUGGGUGCAAACAGUAGCAGCAUUUGUGAGCUCCCAGAAAAUGAGUACUUAAAAAGAUUAUCGGGAGCCGAGGCUGUCUCUGAGAAUGACCCAUUCUGGAAUCAGCUGCUUUCUUUUAGCUUUACUGCCCCAACAAGCAGUGCUGAGUUAAAGCUGUUGGAAGAAGCCACCAUCUCAAUCUGCAAGUCUUUAGUUGAGAACAAUCCUCGAACAGGAAAUCUUGGGGCAUUGAUUAAAGUCUUCCUUUCCAGAACCAAAGAGUUAAAAAUUUCAGCGGAAUGUCAAAACCAUCUUUUUAUUUGGCAGGCCCACAAUGCAUUGUUCAUUAUUUGCUGUUUGUUAAAAGUGUUCAUAUGUCAGAUGUCAGAAGAGGAACUGCAACUUCAUUUUACUUACGAGGAGAGAAUGCCAGGCUCAUAUGGAGUGGAAUGUGAAGACCUUAUAGAAGAGUUGCUGUGUUGCCUCAUUCAGCUCAUUGUUGAAAUUCCCCUUCUAGACAUAACAUACAGCAUUUCCCUGGAAGCUGUGACGACACUUGUUGUCUUCCUUUCCUGCCAACUAUUUCACAAGGAAAUUCUGCGAGAGAGCGUCAUUCAUAAAUACCUGAUGCGUGGCCGAUGUCUCCCAUACACCAGCAGACUUGUGAAAACAUUAUUAUAUAACUUCAUUAGACAAGAGAGAAGCCCUCCCCCAGGUUCCCAUGUCUUCCAGCAGCAGACAGAUGGAGGAGGAUUGCUUUAUGGUUUUGCAUCUGGGGUGGCAACUGGCCUGUGGACAGUAUUCACGUUGGGUGGAGUAGGAAGUAAACCAGCACCACAGCAGGAACAGUCAUCACCUUUAGCUAAUCAGAGCCUUCUGCUUCUGCUUGUGCUAGCUAAUUUGACUGAUGCUCCAGAUACACCAAAUCCGUACAGACAAGCUAUUAUGUCCUUCAAGAACACACAAGAUAACACUGCUUUUCCUUCACCAAGUCCACAUGCUUUCCAGAUUAAUUUUAACAGUUUGUACACAGCUUUGUGUGAACAGCAGAAAUCUGAUCAAGCAACUCUCCUUUUAUACAUAUUACUGCAUCAGAACAGCAAUGUUCGGACAUAUAUGUUGGCCCGCACUGAUAUGGAAAAUCUUGUUUUGCCAAUUCUUGAGAUUCUCUAUCAUGUUGAAGAAAGGAAUUCACACCAUGUUUACAUGGCUCUUAUAAUUUUGUUGAUCCUUACAGAGGAUGAUGGCUUCAAUCGAUCCAUUCAUGAAGUGAUAUUGAAAAAUAUCACUUGGUACUCAGAGCGUGUUCUAACCGAGAUUUCACUGGGGAGUCUCCUGAUACUGGUGGUGAUAAGAACCAUUCAGUACAACAUGACAAGGACAAGGGACAAAUACCUUCAUACAAAUUGUCUGGCAGCCUUAGCAAAUAUGUCAGCACAGUUCCGCUCACUUCAUCAGUAUGCUGCUCAGAGAAUCAUCAGUUAUGCCUGCCGCCACUUGCGGAGAUAUGUAUAUGUCUUGGACAAACUGUAUUUCCCUCACUCUCACUGCUCUACGCUGCAGCAUUGCUUCUCGACCCUCAGUGACAAUGGAGAGGAACUUUUGUCUUUAACUUGUUCUCACAUUCUCAGAUCCUAUGCUUCCAGUUUGUUUUCUUUGUUGUCUAAAAAACACAACAAAGUUUUGGAGCAAGCCACGCAAACCUUGAGAGGUUCCCUCAGUUCAGAUGACUCUCCACUUCCUGAUUACGCACAAGACCUGAAUGUGAUUGAAGAAGUGAUCAGAAUGAUGUUAGAGAUUAUCAAUUCCUGCUUGACAAAUUCUCUCCAUCACAACCCCAAUUUGGUGUAUGCACUGCUUUACAAGCGGGAUCUGUUUGAGCAGUUUCGAACUCACCCUUCCUUCCAGGACAUAAUGCAAAAUAUAGACCUGGUGAUCGGCUUUUUCAGCUCACGGUUAGAGCAAGCCGGAGCCCAGCUGUCAGUGGAGAGAGUUCUGGAAAUUAUCAAACAAGGAGCUGUUGCAUUGCCCAAAGACAGACUAAGAAAAUUCCCAGAACUGAAGUUUAAGUAUGUGGAGGAGGAGCAGCCUGAGGAGUUCUUCAUCCCCUAUGUCUGGUCCCUGGUGUACAAUUCUGCUGUGGCCCUGUACUGGAACCCACAGGACAUCCAGCUUUUUACGAUGGACUCUGGCUGAGGGAGAGGCAGCUAAACAGCAGAGCCAGCUCUGCUCUGUCUUAUCACAGGCGAAGAAACUCGAAACUGCGUGUGAAUAUGUGACCCCUCCCAGCGUGCGUCCUCUAAACCUGAAGCUUAGUGAGAAUGACGCUUGCUACUAUUGUACAGAGCGACUUUGACAUUUUGGUCCCAGACUGCAGCAGACACACUGGAAGCAGAUUGUGGUGUGGGAGAGAAACUGACACGCUUGGUUGCAAUUUAUUUCUAUUUCGUAAAACCUAGAGCUUAUCCAAUGAAAAUGAGGCCUUAGACGUGCAGUGUGAUGUUACCACCACCAAGAAAACUGAUAGCUUUUAAAACUAAAACGGGGAAAAGAGAAAAUAGAGGGUGUAAGUUGAUUUGGAAGUGGCAUUUAUAUUUUUAUUACCUUUGACUUCUUUGAGUCCAAGUCUUUGAACACUAUCAUUUUCUACAAUGGACUGUUCAUCUCACCAGUACCAUAUCUCCUCUCAUGGCCAUUUAUUUUGGUGACGUUGUAAUGUCUACAAUCUCUAAAAUAUCCAUAUUAAUGCCAUCUGAGUGAGCUAGGCUGCAUUUUAAUCAAAUGAUGUUUCCAGACAGAGAAGAUACUGUGGAG
Molecule: messenger RNA, 3060 nt
Organism: Terrapene triunguis (Three-toed box turtle)
Lineage: Eukaryota; Metazoa; Chordata; Testudines; Emydidae
Gene: DYM
Product: dymeclin
Exons: 19
Coding region: 268-2442 (724 amino acids)
Biological process (GO): Golgi organization
Cellular component (GO): Golgi apparatus
Source: RefSeq, a predicted model, not a curated record